Molecule: messenger RNA, 651 nt
Organism: Daktulosphaira vitifoliae (grape phylloxera)
Lineage: Eukaryota; Metazoa; Arthropoda; Insecta; Hemiptera; Phylloxeridae
Product: E3 ubiquitin-protein ligase RNF138-like
Exons: 7
Coding region: 100-531 (143 amino acids)
Source: RefSeq, a predicted model, not a curated record
GUUGCGUUAAUAUAUUGAUAAUACUAUUUCAUCAAUAACUUUAGAUCUUGUUGUAUUGUAUAAAUUUUAUUCUGUUAGUUGUGCAUUUUUUAUUCAAACAUGAAUUCAAAAUUUUUAUCUAUAACAAUUUUACUAUCUUUUUUUGUACUAUCUGAAGAAUUAUCUUGUUUUGGAAAAAGAAAAGAUAAACCUGAAUGCCCCAUUUGUCAUUUUCCAUUAAAAACUACUACUACAGUUAAUUGUUGCUCCAGUAAGUUUUGUAAAAAAUGUCUUGAUGGAUGGAUAAAAGUAAAUAAGAAAGGAAAAUGUCCCGUUUGCCAUAAUCAUAUAGAUGUAUGUUUUGCUUGUGGAAAUAAAAUACCCGAACAAGAAGAUAUAUAUGAAAGAUUAUCUUGUCAAAAGAAAUUCUGUUCUAAAUGUUAUGAAUGGAAUAUAAAUAGCAGACUUUGCAAAGGAUGUAACAAAACAGGUUAUUUAUAUCAAACGAUCUCUCAAAAUAAAUUCGAAAAUCCUAGAAAGACAAAUGAAUAAUAUAAAUAAAAAAUAAAAUUUUUCAACAUUUUUAGAAGUCAAAAAUUAGUCAAAUAAUAUGUAAAAUAAACUUUUAAUUUCAUUAUUAAACUUUUUGCAAAUAAUAAUAGCUUUGUUAAA